AUGGGCGAACGUUUCGCCCAGCCCUAUUGUCCGCACUUAUUCAGCGCUGGCAAGCAGCACGCCGAGCUCGAGAAGGUACGCAACCCGCCUCAUGGUGGACGCCCGCCUUUCGGCCGUGGCGAUGCCCGCUCCUUUUCUGGCGGUUGCACGAUGCCCCCUCCAGACUACAAGCACAACACUCUCGGCAUGGACGACCUCAGGAAGCUAAGAAUGUCUUUGGUCACACUUCAAGCUCUGGUCCUGGCACUUUCAGACCUUCCUCACGGCAGCGGCCGCAGGAACCUCGGCCCUGGCAGUGGUUUGAACAGAACCAGCGACGACUCUGACAACUCCGCCUAG
Molecule: messenger RNA, 339 nt
Organism: Lasiodiplodia theobromae
Lineage: Eukaryota; Fungi; Ascomycota; Dothideomycetes; Botryosphaeriales; Botryosphaeriaceae
Product: Eukaryotic translation initiation factor subunit EIF
Exons: 1
Coding region: 1-339 (112 amino acids)
Source: RefSeq, a predicted model, not a curated record